CAACUAUUCCAUUAUCAUUAUUUUUCUGACUAGCUAUUAAUUACGUAUAAUUAUAAUUAUGCAAUCAGUCCUGACACUAAGUCGCUGGAAGCAGUUGUACAGUCGAGCUCCACUCAAGACUGUGUCACGCCGUGAUUUCAAAUCUCAAACUGAACCUCCUCAGAUAAGGCGAGAUUACCCACUGAAUUUAAGUCUAUCAAUAAGCGGAGGAAAAGAAACUAACAGGGAUUCCCUCAGUAAAGGCGAGCAAAGAUGGAAGUCUUUUGCACCCAAUAGAACAGAAAUAAAGGUGGACAGAAAUGACAUUAAGCGGAUUAUUACUGAUCUACAAGAUGAAAUCCCCCGAUCUUUAAGUGCAAUUGGUUUGUUAAAGAAUGUACUUGAGGGUCGGGUGGUGUGCAAGCUUCACACUGAUAGUUGGCCAUCGUUUAACACUAUGGUCUGUGAGGUGAUCUACCCAAGAGUGUCUGAGGUUGCUGAUCUGCUCUGCUAUUCACGAGGGUCUGGAGAGGAAAUGCUUAAACUUUUGCAAUUGAGCAAUGUUAUCUCAUGGGGAAAAAGGCAACAAAUUUUUCAUAUUGAGAGUGAGCUAAGUGAGUAUUUGGAGGAGAACCUGUUUGAUCCAUCAACUGGCAGCAGAGUGUUGAGUAGUUGUGAAGAAUCCGUGGUUGCUUAUGGCUUCCCUAAAAAAUUAACACCAAUACCAUGUCCUGACGGUUUCACUUUUGGACAUCUUUACGGAAAACAUACAUCCCUGGUUACUAAACAUCUGUGGAAGUUCCAAGACUGGCCUAGAGUGAACUCCUACUACAAGAGUCUCAUUUCUAGCUUUGAAAACAGAGCAAUCUACUCUAAUGAUAACAUGGACAGCCCUGUUGCAUGGAUAGUGCAGUAUCCAUUUGGACGCGCAGGUGGUUUACACACUUUGAAGGAGUAUCGAGAUAAACACUUUGGGACACUUCUUUCACUAGAGAUGAGCAAAGUUAUGGAAUCGAGAGGUUUUAUGACUUGGUCAAUCACGGAUAGCACUGCCACUAGAAAGAUUAUGGCGAAUAUGGGGCUUAGUGAGUCAGAAUCAAGAGUUAAGUGUCUUGUCACAUGUAAGCUUUAAUUGAGUCAUGUAACGCUUAUAUUGUAUGUAUACACUGUACAUGCAUGCUGUAUUUUUUAUUGCACAAAAUGCCUACAUUAAUAUUUUGUUCUGGGUCACAUGGCUGAUCGUUGUGCACUCAGCACAAGUCAGUAGUAACUUUUAAAUUAUACUCAGUUUUGUACCACCAUUGUUCUAAAUAUCAUAAUAAUUAUACAUCUUAA
Halichondria panicea is the source of this 1314-nucleotide messenger RNA. Its product is annotated as glycine N-acyltransferase-like. The record is from RefSeq and is a predicted model, not a curated record. Lineage: Eukaryota; Metazoa; Porifera; Demospongiae; Suberitida; Halichondriidae. Gene Ontology annotation, molecular function: glycine N-acyltransferase activity. Bases 59 to 1111 code for a protein of 350 amino acids. Gene Ontology annotation, cellular component: mitochondrion. The transcript has 5 exons.